Molecule: messenger RNA, 5121 nt
Organism: Akanthomyces muscarius
Lineage: Eukaryota; Fungi; Ascomycota; Sordariomycetes; Hypocreales; Cordycipitaceae
Exons: 3
Coding region: 1-5121 (1706 amino acids)
Biological process (GO): phosphatidylinositol phosphate biosynthetic process
Cellular component (GO): endosome membrane; fungal-type vacuole membrane
Molecular function (GO): ATP binding; 1-phosphatidylinositol-3-phosphate 5-kinase activity
Source: RefSeq, a predicted model, not a curated record
AUGAGCAACGUCAGUGGUGGCGCCCAUCAUGUGCCAUCUCCGAGGCCAAAGUCGGCCAUUUACAAAGCUCCGACCGGCUCCACCGAGGCUCUUGUCCCGAAUGACAACGGCGAUCACCUUGCAAUGAGAUCAUCUCGCAGAGAUUCUGUACCGUUCAACAUACCGUCAAACACAGACUUGAACAACUCGAGUUUGAAGCAUAUAGACAAGCUACUGCAUCAACUCCUAGAUGACGCAGAAGUCCCUGAACCUGAAGCUUGGCAAAAAUCUCUCGUGCCCAUUCUGCUUCAAUGCACCGAUGACGUCUCACCAAAUGUCAUAAAAGGAGAGGAUAUGGACAUACGCCAUUAUGUCAAAUUGAAGAAGAUUCCUGGCGGCAGACCACGCGACACUUCGUACGUCUCAGGUGUUGUUUUCACCAAGAAUCUGGCCUUAAAAAGCAUGCCGCGCAGAAUUGGGAAUCCGCGCAUUUUGUUGGUUACCUUUCCUAUCGAAUAUCAGCGUCACCAGCAGCAUUUUAUGAGCUUGCAGCCGGUCAUUGAAGGCGAGAGGGAAUAUUUGCGCAUCGUGGUUCAAAGACUGGCAAAACUUUCACCGCAAGUUGUACUCUGUGAAAAGGGUGUGUCUGGAAUUGCAUUGCAGCUUUUCGCAGAGCUUAACAUUUCCGUUGCGUACAACGUCAAGCACACUGUGAUUGAAGCGGUUGCUCGCUGCGCCGAAGCAGACAUCUUGAGCUCCCUGGAUAGACUAGCCUUGCCAGUUUCCACGGGUCGCUGCUCAAGCUUCGAGGUCAAGACUUAUGUCAACAACAGCUUUGUGCGCGGCAAGAAGUCAUACAUAUUUCUUGCUGGCUGUCGUCCCGACCUGGGCUGUACGAUAUCCUUGCGAGGAGCUGACAGUAUCACUCUGUCAAAAAUCAAGUACAUCGUAGAGUUCAUGUCAUACGUGGUGUACAACCUUCGAUUAGAAUCCAGUCUUCUACGAGACGAGUCCAUCGAGCCAGACGAAGGGGAUACCUCACUUUCCAACUCCUAUGUCAUGAAUGAAAGCUUCAAGACCUCAAGCUCCGCCGAAGAUGGAAAACAAGCAGUCCGCAUCGCAUCGCAACAAGAUUCGACGAAGAACGAACAACAAGCUCAAGCUACAGCGAAAGCUGAUCUGGAUGGCGCGGCCGACACUGGACAGCCCAGCGAGGAACGACCAAAGCCCCCGUCCCUGCAUGAUUCGCAAGACAGUGGCACGGGGGAUCCUCCAGUGCCAGAUGAUGUGCCCAUGCCGACGUUUUACAGCGACAUGGUGGCUAAAUAUGAGACUAAGAUUUUAUCAGCCUCACCCUAUGUCAAGUUCACCCAACCGCACGUUUUGAUGAGGGCGCGAGAACAAGAACGACGGCUUCUGUACCUUCGGCGCCUGCGAGACCAAACAGUUAUUGACGAACAGGACGAGUCAAGCACUGACCGCGCAAAAUUCCAGCUUAUCAAACCUGAAAUGAUCGAGAAGAUUGGCCAAAAGGCGCCCAAGCAGAUCCUGGAAAUUCUCCAUGCCAUGCAUGAUGCCGAAUACGACAAAGCGUUAUUCAACUACCAAACGGGAACUCGACAAUGGGAAGCGUAUAUCCAAGGCAAUCUGGAUCUGUUCGAUCCUUACUCGCAUCAAAAUAUUGUUGUGUUAUAUUCAGAAAUCUGCACCGAAACCAAAAUACCGUGCACGGAGCCCAGUCUCGUGGCAAUUAAUUUUUACGACGAGCAGCACGUAUACACCGGCAUGGACCCAGACUGCACGCUUGGCCAAUACAUUCAAGAUCUUGCCGAAACAAAGGAUGCAGUUUGUGAGUCAAAUGGUUGCGACAGGAAGCUGAUUGAACAUCAUCGUACCUAUGUUCACGAUCAGUACCGCAUUACGGUCUUCGUGGAGAAUGCGCCACCGGACGUGACUAGACGCCAAAGCCUUGGGGAUGGCAUUACCAUGUGGACGUACUGCAAAACUUGCAAGAAAGACUCGGAGGAGGUUCCCAUGUCUGAUGCCACCUAUAAGUACUCCUUCGGAAAAUACCUCGAGCUGCUCUACUGGGGCCGCGGCCUUCGCAUCAAGCACGGCAUUGAUUGCCCGCAUGACCACUCUCGAGAUCAUGUUCGCUACUUCAGCUUCAGUGACGCUCGAGUUCGCAUUCAUUGGGACCCUGUUGACCUUUUGGAGAUUGUGGUCCCUAGAGCCAGAAUCACUUGGAAGGUACAGAAUGAUUUGAAGCUAAAGAACGAGAUUUUCACCAGAAUGGAAGAGCGUUGGCGCAAGUUUAUGUCUUCUGUCAAAGCAAGACUACAGAGCAUUCGCAUUGACAGUGUCUUGCCAGAGAAGGCUGAGCUUUGCAAAGCAGAAGUCGAGGUCCUCACGAAGAAGAUGCAAGGAGAACUUCCAGUCAUGCUACGCAAGUUGGAGGGCGUCUACGUAAACUCAAAGUAUUACGAAAUCGUUCCCUUCAAUGGCCUUGUGCGCGAAAUGUUGGAAGUCGCGGGAGAGUGGGACCAAGCUUUCGCCAAGUUUGAGGCAGACUUCUUGGGAGACAAAGAUAUGCGGCAGCUGACAAUGAUGCAAUUGAAGAAGAUGUUCACCGACGAGUCGAAGGAGUCUGUGCCCAACCCAGAGGAGACGAUGAACUCGGCUACCGAUAGCGACGAUCGGCCAUCGCAGAGCUUCUCUGAGAUUGACGAGAAGAGCACUCAACCAACAGAAUAUACAGACAUGGAUGGGAGUCUCUUGCGCACUUCGGAAGGAAAGGACAAUGGCGAAUGCAACGAAAAGGUCGAGAUCCCCGCUGAAGGUGCCAUUGAGCGUGUCGAGGCACUCGAUUUGGCAGGCUCCGAGUCGAUCAUAUCUGGCCCCAGCCAGCCGCCAGAGAAAGCACGCGUGGAAGCACGCGUGGAAGCCUCGCGAGCUGAAAGCGCGGAGUCGAUUGAUUCAUCCAGAACAGUGUUGCCACCUGUCGCUCAUGAUAACACACCGGCCCCCAUGGGCGAUGGCCAAUCGCUUACGGAAAAGGUGGACCGUAUGCGACGUGAACAAGCACGGAAAGCAAGUGAAGACGCAUUGAAUAGCAAAGAAGACGAGAGCGGCAUACCACGCUCCUCACCUCCCAUAGUCAGGGCUGUUUCGCACCCCCAGCGCAUUCCAAGGGUCGGGACGACUCCUGGCAAUUCCUCAAACACCGCAGAUCAGGUGGAAACUGCUGCAGAGCCGCAAGCUGAGGGGUUCAUCAAAGUUGAUAAGCGUUUAUCGGAGAGGCUUGGUCUGUCAGCUCUGAAACAGCGCGGGAAGUCUGCUACCUCCGGUAUUCCUCGAUUGAUUACCAAGAAGAAGGAUAAAGAGUCCAAGGUUUCGACUCUCACGAGACACUUCGAACAAAUCAGCCGGGAGUUUGAGAAGGAGCGCAUACGUGACAAGAAGAAGCGAGCUGCUAGUCUCCGAUACCCUCGCGCGUUGCUUCCAAGGACAUCUACGAGAGUCACAAUUCAGGUUUACGACGACUUGGAUGCAGCUUUCGAGGAACCAGCCGCAGUAGCUGAGGCAACUGGCGAGCGAAAAGUUGAGCAAGCUUCUAAUCCGACUCAGCCGACAGAAAAUUCAGAUGUGGUCAAGGUUGGCCGGAUGACGGAGUCACCUACCCCGAUGGAUUCUGCGCCGAAGGCAGCAGAUCAAAUUUCUGUUGCCGGGACAGAUGAAACCGCGACUGGUAGAGAAAACCACCAAGACUCGGAUGAAGAGGAGCGUGCAAGCGACACAGAGCCCAGUGUUUCUGACGAGUUUCUCCCAGACAUCAAAGAGAUUGCCGAUUCUACACAGGAAAUUCCGCUGGAGCUUCCUAAACACCAAAAGAAUACGCUCAUGAAGUACCUCACCAAGUUCUGGGCAGAAAGAUCUGCCAGUGGCUGGUCUGCACUGGACUAUCCUAUCAAUCCGACGGAUCACAUUUUCGUCGACUCCAAUGUUAUUGUGCGCGAGGACGAACCAAGUUCCGUCAUCGCAUUGGCCCUCAAUAGCGAGGAUUACAAAAACAAGCUCGAGCUCAUCCGCCGCGAGCCCCAAGAAAUGACCCAAGAUAAAUUGUCCGAUGACACUGCGCAGCCCAAGUCAAAGCCUGCGUCGGAGCACCUAGGGCGUCAUUCGGAUGCAAGCGAGCUCGAGAAGAGUUUGUUGCGCAUCACCGGAACGCACCUUAAGUAUCAGUUCAAGGAAGGUGCGGCUGUCAUGACUUGCAAGAUAUUCUAUGCUGAGCAGUUUGACGCUCUGAGAAGGAAAUGUGGCAUCGCUGGGCGCAUUGUUGAGUCUCUUUCGCGCUGUAUGAAGUGGGACUCUCGUGGUGGGAAAACUCGGUCUGUCUUUUUGAAGACACUAGACGACAGAUUGGUGUUGAAGUCAUUGUCUCCUAUUGAGACAUCGGCUUUUUUGAACUUCGCCCCCGGCUACUUUAGCAUCAUGGCAGAAGCAUUAUUCCACGACUUGCCGUCUGUUAUUGCCAAGAUGUUGGGCUUCUUCCAGGUCAUUAUCAAGAACCCGAUUACUGGUACAGAUGUGAAGCUUGACCUGAUCUUGAUGGAGAACUUGUUUUACGACAGAUCGCCGACCCGAAUUUUUGACUUGAAGGGCUCUAUGAGAAACCGUAAGAUUCAGUCAACAGGCGAGCAAAAUGAAGUGCUUUUGGAUGAGAACAUGGUCGAGUAUAUAUACGAGUCUCCCCUAUUCGCCCGCGAGCAUUCCAAGAAACUACUGAGAGCAUCUGUGUGGAAUGAUACACUGUUUCUCGCUCGACAGGAUGUCAUGGACUACUCUCUAAUGAUUGCCGUCGAUGAAGCCAGGAAAGAGCUUGUGGUGGGCAUCAUUGAUUGUAUCAGGACGUACACUUGGGACAAGAAGCUUGAAAGCUGGAUCAAAGAUCGUGGGUUCGCGGGCGGUGGCCGCAAUCGACCAACUGUUACGAGUCCAAAGGAGUACAAAUCUCGCUUCCGAGAGGCGAUGGCAAGAUACAUCCUGCAAGCGCCAAAUUGCUGGCAUCUGUUUAAUAAUCCCCAGUACCCAGUGUACUAUGGACGUGCCAGGUUUGAAGACCAGCCCGAGCUACAAAAGUAA